This is a messenger RNA of Striga asiatica, 987 nucleotides long. NCBI's taxonomy places the organism in Eukaryota, Viridiplantae, Streptophyta, Magnoliopsida, Lamiales, Orobanchaceae. The record is from the annotation of a GenBank genome assembly.
AUGGCGACUAGCCCUGAUUUUCCGUUCCGAGGAAGAACCCUUCUCUCGGAAUUUAGUUUCGAGAAAACCGAGUCGCAAGAGACGAAUCACUUUCACAAUCCCCAUAGUAAAAAAGGGAGAUUUAGAUCCAAAGGAAGAAAGUUUGAAUAUUCAGAUAAGCAUGAAGUGCCCAGUGGACCAAACCCUAUUCAGAACAGUUCCAAGUGUGGGUCAAGAAAACUAAAGCCGAUCAGUGCUUCUUCCUCCUCUAAACCACCUUCUCCAACCAAGCCUUCUGCCCAAAUAUCCGAAACAGCUAAAUUUAAUACCAGAGAAUCCCUGCAAACUUUACCCACUGAAACCCCCAUAGUCCCUAAUCACCCAGACCCUUUGCAAUCAGAUCCUAUUACUCCUAUUACUAUCCACCAAACUACUGAUUCUAUAAUGACAGAGGACCCUCAGUACAUUCUUGAUAACAACUCCCAAAGUGCAUCUCCUUCUCAAGAAAUCCCUCAAAUCCACCCCUCUCUUAUUAAACCUAAAACUUGGAAGAGGAAAUCUACCCCCAUACCAAAAUCUAACCCUAGCCCAAAUAAUUCUCCAAUUCUCACCAGUGUCAAAAGACAAAUUUCAACUUCCACUUCUCCUAAUCCUCUAUAUUCUAAUCCCGAAAGGAUUAGUAUUUGGAAGCAGCCUUGGAUUCCCUCUAUCCCAAAACUUAACAAUCAUACCAGCAGGCAGAGUCAAUGUAGGCUGAACUUGGUACAUGAGCUUUUGGAUGACACUGUUAGACACUGGGACCUCAACACUCUCAACUCAUAUUUCUCACCUGCAGAAGUAAAAGAAAUUCUUAAAAUCCGAGGACUUGACCCCCUUGGUGUUGAUAAGCUAGUCUGGGAGGAUUCUUCCUCUACCCAUCCUCUCAAUGUCUCUCUAGUUUACUCAAGCUUAAUGGAGGUUAGUGCUGUAGCUUUGGCUAGGCCGAUUAGGGCAGUGGAGCAACUUUAG